Harpegnathos saltator (Jerdon's jumping ant) is the source of this 4810-nucleotide messenger RNA. RefSeq lists its product as uncharacterized. NCBI's taxonomy places the organism in Eukaryota, Metazoa, Arthropoda, Insecta, Hymenoptera, Formicidae. The record is from RefSeq and is a predicted model, not a curated record. Bases 1955 to 4153 code for a protein of 732 amino acids. The transcript is spliced from 5 exons.
GCUCGGCGGGCACAAUUGCAGCUUCCCGCAGACGCACUCGGCCCGGGUACUUCCCGAGUGCGAGCGGAACGGCCGUUCGAAAAUCCGCCUUGCCAGCCGCGCUCGCCGCCGUCGCCACCGCUGCCGCCGUCGUCGACGACGGCGACGUCGCGCGUCAGGGAAACGCGCACGCUCUGCUAUCGACCAGAGGACGGAGCGGCCUGGCUCUCCGCUUCCUCGUCUCUCGUCUCUCCGUUCAUCCAGUCCUCGGCUGGCCACGGUGGCCGCGCGCACUUGGCUGGAACCCCCAGUUCGCCGGGUCGCGGCAACGCCUCGCGCGUUUCCACCUGCCGCCUCUCCAGUGCAAGCAACCCCCGGCCGAGAGAGAAAGAGAGAGGGAGAAAGAGAGAGAGAGAGAGAGAGAGACCGGUCAUCGAACGUGCCUGCGAGCGGGUGGCUGACCGGCGCGCCGAUGACGGAGAGCCCGACGUCGCCGGGCGCGAGGAUGAGGCCGAGGGUGAGGUCGAGGCUCUCGGCUAGCCGGCUCGGCAGCCGGACGCCGAUCCGCCGAUCUCGCUAGCCGGCUGGCUGGCCCGCUCGGUGCUCGCGGCCGAGGCUCAACGUCGAGCACCCCGUGGCGUGGCCGCGGAUAAACGCGAGGGUGAGAAGAGCGGGACGGAGAGAGUUCUCGUCGCCGGAGAGGAGCGACGGCUACCUCGCGCGCACGUUGACGGGUAAUCGGGAUAACGAUAACCCCUCACUAUGAGGGGCUCCUUGGGGCUGUUGUGUACGUGUUACCAUUGGAGAGCCGCACACGGUGCUCGGGUCUGCGAGUAAGCGGGAUGCAAGCUGCGCACCCGCCGAAGACGACGUACGCCCGCCGGCAGGAGCGACGCGCGAUCCAGCGGACGUAAUGAGAGAGAUGAUCUGAAGCACCCGGUCGUUUUUAUCGCAUCCGGCGACGAGGAGCGUGCGUGCGAUGAAAAUGUGACACGCGUCAUGACAGGACAGGAUGAUUCACGGUCUAACGAUCGAAGAUACGAGGACACGGGGAGCAGUUCGAUCGAAUAGAAACUACCGCCAGCCAAUCGAGACUUCCUAGACCGCAAGGAUCAUCGGCGCUUCUCACGGCGAGAAGAGCAGCCUAAAGUCGUCGCGCGGUCGCCGCGCUAUCGCGUGACGACGCACGUGUCGAAUCGUCAGAUAGAAGCAGAAUGUAACGAUUAAACCGAAACGCCCCUCACGCAUCGCCGCUGACGUUCAUUGAUCGAAAUAUCGUUAUACACACAUACGUACAUAUAUAUAUAUAUAUAAAUAUACAUAUAUACGCGCUAUCGAAACGGCUACGGCGCUCCGCAGUCAACGAUCCAGAAGUCUUCCAGGUCCGCGCGACGAUCGCGGCCGAGCCGCAGGCAAGCCCGCAGGAGAGGAGAGCCGCGCGGUUAUCGCCCGCGAGAAACCGUGAAACUUAUCGUCCUCGGCGUCACCACAAAAUUCACGGACCAGGCGAGAAACAUAUCACACGGCCCCGCUGAGGUCAUGAAAUUAGAUAGUUUCUCGAAACUAGACGUCUAGGUAGAUAAUCACGAGGCAGCAGAUCGGGGGAGAACCGCGCUCCUGCUGCGACACGAGUCGCACGUCGUCAACGGGCUAACUUCCUGCAAACCACCUUGGCCGCAGGAUCGCGAAAUUAGAAGCGAGCAGAAAGGCGAAAGAGAGAGAAGUCGGCUCGCACGACGACGGAGGACGAGACGAGAAUGAAGCACGGAAGGACCAAGACUGCUCAACCGGCCGGUUACCUCGCAGCGUGCCGUCGCUCCUCCUGAGGGAACUCCACGAAGAUCAUAACGAUGUCGCGCGAGAAUGUAACAUGAAGAUACAAUCAGAGUAAACGCUGAUGCGUACAUCUCGUCGAGAUGAGAUAUGAGAGAGAUCAAUAAAUCGAGCCUACUCGUAGAUUGGUCGUUGUGGAUAUAUGCGAUAUUGGGAUCUGAUAAUACAUUAUCAUGAUAACGUGCUACGUAAUGCGCCGGAGAUAAUGUAUAUCUUGGUGGUUCAGUUUAAUUUGACACGUACGAAAGUGUUCGACGCAACCAACCGCUCUGUUAUGCGUGAAGAUCACUCUCACGAGGAGGCGGUGUUUCGCGGCGGCAAAAAGGCCCUUCUGAACGAUGAGCGUGGAUUUGCCGCGACGUUGAACAGGAUACAAAAAGGAGGCCUACGACUACAAAGAUGGCUAAUCGCGCUGUUGGUUUUUCUGCUAAUGUCACUCGUCGUUAUCAACAGCUACAACACCGGCCAAUUUCGUAUCGUCCGAUUCGGAGCGAUGGCUCAAAGCAAAGAAAGCUCUCAAGAGCACUACGUGCAGCUGAAGCCCAUCUAUCCGUCGCUGAUCGGCAACGGUGGGUUCUUGGUGCACAACAAGGGCUGCCGGAUACCCGCGAUGGAUCCUUUCGAUCCUGCUAUCAAGCGUUUCAUCACCAAAGAGAAGCCGCUCGUAUGCGAGUACGGCAAUUCUCCGCCGCUGAUCGACUCGAAUAACACCGCGUUGUUCGUCAACCCGUUAGCGUGGGAGGAGUUCCACAACAAGUCAGAGGAUAUAAGCUGCUGCUGGCGAUCGUUUUGGCGCACGAAGGAUCAAGAUAACGCCAUCACGUACGACAAGGAGUGCCACCCUUUCCAAGGCUCCUGCACCGUGAACGCCGAGUUCGUGAAGGUCGAGUGUUACCGCGAUAAGAACAUGAUAUACAAAGACUACUUCGCCUUCCUGCCGCGCAAGUCCUGGGUGGAGGAGAGGUGCAAGCAGGUGCUGGGUAUGGGCAUAGGCACGGCCAGCGAUCGCCUGAGCAUCCUCGUGAUCGGCCUCGACUCGAUCUCGCGGCUCAACUUCCACCGCAUGAUGCCGAUGACGGUAAAGGCGCUUCAUUCGCUCGGCGCCGUGGAGAUGCUGGGCUACACGAAGGUCGCGGAUAACACGUACCCGAACCUCGUGCCGGUGCUGUCCGGCCUGAACGAGGAAGAGCUGCACAACAUGUGCUGGCAGAAGCCCGAGAAAACGUUCGACGACUGCCCGCUCCUGUGGAAGAAGUACAGCGCGGCCGGCUACCGCACGGUCUUCGGCGAGGACGCCUGCAGCAUGACGACGUUCAAUUACCUGAAGCCGGGAUUCCGCGAGCCGCCGACUGACUACUACCUGCGGCCGUAUUGCAUCGGCGCCGAGCACGACAUUGGCAACACCCACAAGCUGAAUGCCAAUCUCUGCAUCGGCACCAGGAAGACCUUCGACUGCUUGCUGCAUUACGCUCGCAAGGCCGCCAUUGAAUUUGCCACGGAGCCAUACUUCUCCUUCAUCUGGCAGUCCAGCCUCACCCACGACUUCUUCACGUAUCCCCAGCUGGGCGACAGUUCGUACCACGACUUCGUCGAGUACUUGUCGCACCAGGGUCUGCUGAAUCGCACGGUCCUCGUGGUGAUGAGCGACCAUGGGAUGCGCUGGGGCGAGUUCCGCCAGACAUAUCAGGGUAAGACCGAGGACCGGCUGCCUUUCGUCUUCAUCGUGCUGCCCAAGUGGUGGCGCGAAAAGUACCCGUUGGCCUGGGGCAAUCUGCGGCGGAACAGCCGUAGCCUCACCACGCCUUUCGACCUCCACGAGACGUUGACGGACUUGGUGAAUCCGCAUGUAUUACACGAGACCUUCCUGAAGAGACGCAUCAAGAUCCAAGCCGCGGCGCCAGUCCCGCGCGGCAUCAGCUGGUUCUUGCCGGUGCCGGAACAUCGCACCUGCGACAUGGCGCAGAUCUCGAAUCACUGGUGCAUGUGCCACUCCAGUAGCAACAUUUCCUUGAACGACACCGGCCUUCAGGAAAGCGUGUCGUUCCUCGUCAACGAGCUCAACGACAUGCUCAGCAAGUAUCCGCCGUGCGCGAUCUUGAAUCUCAAGGACAUCAAGGACGCGAAGCUGUGGCUCGACAAGUCGGAUGGCACGACGCUGAUGGACUAUACCGUGACCAUACAGACCACCCCGGGCGACGCGAUCUUCGAGGGCACGGUGCGCUACAGGACGGAGGACAAUAGUCGCAAACUAGUCGGCUCGGUCAGCAGGCUGAACGCUUACGGCAAACAGAGUGCCUGCGUCGACGAGUUCAACAUGCGCCUGUAUUGUUACUGCCUUUAGGCACGACAUAUCUCACCAGUGUGAUUAGACUGAUCACCUUUUGUAUAUGAUAAUUUAAGUACAUAUCCUCAACGAGGGAGAGAGAGAGAAAGAAGGGAGGGUGGGAGAGAGAAUCCACAAAAACAGAGAUUUGAAGAAUGAGAGAGGGCGAGGGAGGGCCAUUGCAGCGUGAAAUUAUUUGAUAAAUCACCUGUGAUUUUCGCGAAGACACUUCAAGGCGGUUCUUCCACGCGCUGACGACGUCUCCACGACGUUUGCGCUGCAAUACAUCGGGAAUUUUAUACUUCGUGUCCCGAAGUAUUGUCUGUGAGCUUUCAUUGUAUCGCGAACGUUCUGCACUUACACGCAUAUACUCAUAUCUUUCCAUCGCAUCACGGUUCGUCGGUUGAUUUUAAUCGCGCGAUAAUAGAAAUCUCGGUGAGAACAUUGCGUAUGUCCGCAGUGCGUGAAAACACUUCUCGCGUAUUUCGUUCGAGUAUAAUUUAUAUCGAGAUGAUGACUGAUACACUUAACGUGCAGGCUGCUAUAUACAUCGAUUCUUAAGAGAAUUGUCGGUGAAUUUUCAAUAUCUGUAUAAAUAAACCAAUGUGUAACGGUAUAUUACGGCGAUUGAUCCAGUGACCAAGCUCUGAGUAUACAAAUAAAAAAGAUAUUUUA